AUGGCCCUUUCUUGGAAGCAGAGGUCUGGCUUUCUGCAUGUUGUCGAAGAUAUUCUUGGAGUUUUUGACGAAUCACGUAUCAUACCUUUUCUGGAUCUAUUAAUGGGAUGCGUGGUUCGGUUAUUGGGAAGCUGCACUUCAAGUCUUGAUGCUGAGAAGGAUGCUGGAUCUUCUGUAGUAGAAGACAAUUCUACUGACAACAAGAAAUUGUACGAGAACGACAAUGCGAUAUUAAAUCAAGCAGCGAGAAGCACAGCUGUGAAGCAGUUCAAGGAUUUGCGGUCUUUGUGCCUAAGAAUUGUUUCCUUUGUUCUGAACAAGUAUGAUGAUCAUGAUUUUGGCAAUGAAUUCUGGGAAUUGUUCUUCAAAUCGGUGAAAUCUUUAAUUGACAGUUUCAAGCAGGAGGGUUCUAGUAGUGAGAAACCAAGUUCAUUGUUUUCAUGCUUUUUGGCAAUGAGUGGAAGUUCCCAUCUUGUACCACUUCUGUUCAGAGAAAAGAAUCUUGCUCCUGAUAUUUUUUCAAUAUUAACUAUCCCGACAGCUUCCGAGGCUAUUACAUCUUGUGUUCUUAAGUUCAUCGAGAAUCUGUUGAAUCUUGAAGACAAUUUGGAUGAUGAAAACAAUGCUGCACGAAGACUUCUACUUCUGCACCUUGAUAAACUCAUCAACAGCUUGCACCAUCUCUUUCAAAGUGAUAAAGCAACCAAGAGGUAUCCUGGAGAGACUCAAAUUAGAAUUUUCAAAUUCCUAUCAAAGUAUAUAAAGGAUCAAUUGCCAGCAAGGCAGCUUGUGGAUAUCUUGCUCUCAUCAUUAGCAAUGAGAUAUAAAGAUUCAGAUGUUUGCAUUGAAUAUUUGCAAUUAGUUCGAGACAUUGUUCCAGUUGUAGGAAAUGAGAGUGGUUCAAAAAUUCUUAAAGCAGUCUCUCCACUUCUUACUUCUGUUGGAUUGGAUGUGCGGUUGCCUAUUUGUGAUCUUCUUGAUGCUCUCGCUAAAAGUGAUCCUUCUUUCCUUCUUGUGGCAAAACUUCUACAUGAAUUGAAUGCUAUCUCUGCCACUGAGAUGGGUGCCCUUGAUUACGAUACAGUUUUCAAAGCUUACGAAAAAAUUGGUGUUGGUUUAUUCAAUAUUAUCCCAGAAGAUCAAGCAUUAGUUAUUUUGUCGCAUUGUGUGUACGAUAUGUCGUCAAGUGACAUAACUUUAAGGCACAGUGCUUAUAGCUCAUUGCUCUCAUUUGUUGAAUUUUCCUCCACAAUUCUUUGCGGAGAAGAUCAAAAUCAACCGGUGAUGACAAAUUGUGAAGGUUGCUGGACAAGGGCAUCUAUUCAACGCAUGAUAAAUAAGUUUCUUUUGAAAUAUAUGGGCAAUGCAAUGAAGGCAAGAAGUGCAGUUAGAAAGGAAUGGAUUGAAUUGUUGCGAGAUAUGGUGUUGAAGCUUCCAGAGGUGGCAAAGUUUAGUUCACUCAAAGCUCUGUGCUCUGAAGAUGCUGAACUAGAUUUUUUCAAUAAUAUUAUUCACUUACAGAAGCGCAUGAGAGCAAGGGCUCUGUUGCGUUUUAAAACUGUUAUCAGUGAAAGUAUCGUGUCAGAGGAUAUCUUAAAUAAAAUAUUUAUCCCCCUUUUCUUCAAUAUGUUGCUUGAAGAACAAGUAGGAAAGGGAGAGCAUAUUAAAUCUGCAUGUUUGGAAGCUCUUGCCUCAAUUUCUGCUCUCAUGGAAUGGAAGUCAUAUUAUACCUUAUUGAUUAGCCAAGAAGUCAAAGACACUCUUGACAGCAGUUUAGGUGCCAACAUGUCUGAUAGUUGUUCUACGGCCGCAUCGCGCAAAUGUGUUGGUGGUACUUCUUCAGCUAUGACACACAAGCACGGUGCCUCUGUUGGGCCUUCUGAAAUACAGGCAUGUCUUCAUAAAACUGUGCUCCCGAACAUACAAAAAUUACUGGAUUCUGAUUCUGAUAAGGUCAAUGUGAACAUUAGUGUGGCAGCACUAAAAGUUCUAAAGUUGCUUCCGGGGGACACAAUCGAUUCACAGCUUCCAAGUAUCAUUCAUCGCAUUGCAAACCAUUUAAAGAGUCGGCUGGAAAGUAUUCGUGAUGAAGCGAGGCUGGCUUUGUCCGCUUGUUUGAAAGAACUUGGGCUGGAAUAUUUGCAGUUCAUAGUCAGGGUUUUACGAGCUACCUUGAAGCGAGGGUAUGAGCUCCAUGUACUGGGAUACAGUCUCAACUUUAUCUUGUCGAAGUUUCUAUCUGGUCCUGUCUGUGGGAAGUUGGAUUAUUGUUUGGAAGAUCUUCUUUCUGUUGUAGAGAAUGAUAUUCUUGGAGAUGUUGCUGAAGAGAAAGAGGUGGAAAAGCUUGCUUCAAAAACAAAAGAAACUAGGAAGCAAAAAUCAUUUGAAACCUUGAAAAUGAUUGCACAAAACAUAACAUUCAAAAGCCAUGCUUUGAAACUUAUUUCACCUGUCACAACUCACAUGCUGAAGCAUCCGACAUCAAAGGUGAAAACUAAAUUGAAAAGUAUGCUAAAUCACAUAGCGGCUGGCAUUGAGCAUAAUCCUUCAGCUGAUCAGACUGACCUAUUUAUUUUCAUAUAUGGCCUCAUUGAAGAUGGGAUCAAAGAAGAUAAUGGUUCCUUUGAGAAUUCUUCCAGUGCAAAGGGAAAAUUACUCAGUAGAGGUGAUGUGAGUCGGACAACAGUUUCUUCAGGCCGAGUUGUUGGCACUAAAUCAGUGUGCUCACAUCUUAUUGCUGUGUUUGCUCUUGGUUUAUUCCAAAACCGUAUAAAGUGUGUGAAACUGGAUAAAAAUGCUGAUCAGCUUUUAUCAAUGCUGGAUCCAUUCAUUGGACUGCUAGGCAAUUGCUUGAGUUCUAAGUAUGAAGAUAUUUUAUCUGCAUCCCUUACAUGCCUUACUCCAUUGGUAAGACUGCCUUUGCCAUCCCUUGCAUCCCAGGCUGAUAAAAUAAAGGUGACAUUGUUGGAUAUUGCCCAAAGUUCUGUAAACACCAAUAGUCCUUUGAUGCAAUCAUGUCUAAGAUUGUUAAUUGCACUUCUGUGGAGUACUAACGUUACCCUUUCCUCCGAACAAUUGCAUCUGCUAAUUGAAUUUCCACUUUUCGUCGACCUGGAUAGAAAUCCUUCUUUCAUCGCCCUUUCACUCCUAAAAGCAAUUGUGAAUCGGAAGCUAGUUGUUCCCCAGAUGUAUGAUUUGGCUAUUCGAGUUGCAGAGCUGAUGGUAACAAGCCAAGUGGAGUCGAUUCGUAAGAAAUGCAGUCAGAUCUUUUAUGAGCAUUCAACUGGAAGAGAAGCUGCGCUUGAAAUGCUUCAUGCAAUAAUUAUCAAAUGUGGAAAAAUCAAUAUUGAAGAAUUCAAUUCUCAAGAAGAAUCUCAGAAGAAGUUUUUGGAGAAACAUGGACAAUCUUUAUUUAUCCAUUUGGUCCAGUGCUUGGCGAACGAUAUUGAUAAUAAAGUUCGCUUGAUGACCGGUGCAGUUAUAAAGCUUCUCAUUCGACGUAUAAGCUCAGAUGGACUUAAUUCCAUUAUGGACUUCAUUCUAUCUUGGUACAUGGAUGAGAAGCAAAACCUGCAAAGUCUUGGUGCUCAGACCAUGGGGUUACCAAUUGAGAUUUGUUUAGACAUGAAGGAAGAAGUUGAGCGCAUGAAGGAAGAAGUAAAGGGCAUGAAGGAAGAAAUAAAGGACAUGUCUGAUAACAUUGGGGUCUUCACUAGAAAAGCUGAGGUCAUGAAGAAGGAAAUUGAGGACAAGUCUAAAAAAAUUGAGCUUGUGAAGGAAGAAGCUAAGGGCAUGGAGGAAGAAGUUAAGAACAUGUCUGAAAAAGUUGAGGUCUUGACUAAAAAAGGCAAGGUCAUGAAGGAAGAAAUUGAGGACAAGAAGAAAAAUGUUAAGGACAAGUCUAAAAAAAUUGAGGUCACCGAGAGAAAAAUUGAGGACACGGAGAAAACAAUUGAGUCUGCUAUUAAAGUUGUUGAUAUUGAGUCUCCUCCAGAUCAUUCUGAUGCGGCUGUUCCUUUCUGGAAAGAGGCAUAUUACUCACUGGUUUUGCUGGAGAAGAUUCUAAAUUGUUUCCAUGAUCUAUGCUUUGAAAGGGACCUUGAGGAUAUAUGGGAAGCAAUAUGUGAGUUGCUCUUGCAUCCGCACACAUGGCUACGUAAUGCAUCAAGUCGUCUUGUUGCUUUCUACUUUGCCAGUGCAAACAAGGCCAUCAAGCAAGACUAUGAGAAGUCGCUGGGAAUGUUUUUCCUUAUGAGGCCAAGUAGUGUGUUCAUGAUAGCUGUCUCCCUCUGCUGCCAGCUGGAAACAGAAGUUGUUGAUGAUGCCAUGAGCAACCUGAUCACACAUAAUCUUGCCACUGCAAGUUUUGCUAUCCAUUUUUUGAUGGGAAGCACGGAAUGUGUUGAUCCUUGCAAAUACUGGUCUGCCCUUGAACAACGUGAGCAGGGGCAAUUUCUUGAGGCCUUCCAGCUGCUUGAUUCAAGAAAAGGAAAAGGCAUGCUUUUAUAUUUGAUCUCUGGUUUACGUCACCACAACAAUGGGGAUGAGUCUGAGAAUCUUCAGUAUUUUCUUGUCUCUAUUUUGCUUAAAAAAAUGGGUGAGAUUGCUCUUCAAAAGGAUGCUAUCCAGAUGGAAACUGUCUUCAAUUGUUUUAAAGAGUUUGUGGCUCAUUUCUCAAAGGAAGAAAAAGAGUUUGCAGCUCAAAUCAAUCAGGAUGACUUCCAACAUUAUGCAUUUGACAUGCUGCUGCCCUUAUAUAAAGUUUGUGAAGAAUUUGCUGGAAAAGUUAUCCAAGAUAAUUUGAAGCAGUUAGCACAAGAGGUUCGUGAUAGUAUACAAAAAGUUGUAGGCGUGGAGAAUUUUGUAAAGAUUUAUAGCAAGGUACGAACAAAUCUCAAGGUCAGGAGGGAAAAGAGGAAGCGAGAGCAAAAAGUCAUGGUUGUUACUAACCCUAUGCGACAUGCCAAGAGGAAGCUACAGGUUGCAGCUAAGAAUCGCGCCCACAAGAAAAGGAAGAUAAUGACAAUGAAAAUGGGAAGAUGGAUGCGUUAA
This is a messenger RNA of Dovyalis caffra, 5052 nucleotides long. Lineage: Eukaryota; Viridiplantae; Streptophyta; Magnoliopsida; Malpighiales; Salicaceae. The record is from the annotation of a GenBank genome assembly.